Molecule: messenger RNA, 3384 nt
Organism: Apiotrichum porosum
Lineage: Eukaryota; Fungi; Basidiomycota; Tremellomycetes; Trichosporonales; Trichosporonaceae
Exons: 2
Coding region: 1-3384 (1127 amino acids)
Source: RefSeq, a predicted model, not a curated record
AUGUCGUCCUCCGCUGUGGACACCGACCUCCGGAGGGCACAGGUCUCGAGUGCAAAGAAGAAGCUCAAGCAGUUUCGCGCAUCGCGGUCCAGUGUCCAUUCACCCACCAACUCUCAUGCGUCCCGAGCCUCUUCCUCAACGGCCGGCGUGCCGUUGAUCACAAGCAUGGUAGACAAUAAGACGGCUUCCAUGCCCAGACGCAUGCCCAGCUUCGCCAAGUCGGGUGGUUUGGAUGGCCCUGAUCUCGAUGCAACCAUCAAGCUCGACGCGGCGCCUUCCAAGCCACCACCACCACCACGACACGGUCGCAAGUCCAGCCGGCACCACCGCAAGAACUCGUCGUUUUCGUGGACCCCGCCACCACCAGCUUCUUCUGCUUCUUCGGGGCCGACUCGCCCAUCUGUGAUGGGAGUGUUUGACUCGGAUCUGGAUGCCGCCGAUGACUUUGUGCCCGACGACGACAUUCACAGCGAUGAUCGUGCGCCUGCGAGACGUGAGAUUGUCACGACGCCCAUGGACAACGAACUGGCCGACGCUCCACUCAUGGGCGGCGGCGACAAUGACAAUGAGACUGUCGCCAUUGCUCGUCUGUCUGCCUUCUCGUUUGGAGCAAAGGCUGCGCCAGGGGCUGCACCGCGUAUGCCUCUCCUGCCGGCCCUUCCGAUUCGCGAGCACCACCACCACCACUCCGCACAGAUCUCCAUCUCCUCCCCAACUUUCCCCUCGUCACCCGGCAGUCGCCCGCCAAGUCUUCUCCUGACAAAGGCGCCUGCCUUCCCGACGCUCGACCUUGCUGCGUUUCCUCCGCGUGACAGCUUAUCGGCGCCCAGGUCCCGCCCAACAUCACCGACAAGGAAGAGGCACUCGCACAACCGCUCAGAAUCAAUCUCCUUGCCAAACCUCAAGCUUGGUCGUCCCCAAUCACUUGGCCUCCCCUCCCCCAGCUUUCCUUCUGCUCCCAACUCGCCGUUUGGCGAUGUUACUCCUCGCUCAUCGUCGCGCCUCAGCACUCCCAUCAGCACGCGCCUCAAGUUUGAGCCCAGUGACAAAGAGAAGGAAGAGUCCCGCCGGCGGGCACUCGAUAAGCUCACGGGAGGAGGAGCAGGUGGCAGCAGUGGUGGUGCUGGACCUCGUCACGAGGAACCCAGGCACCAUGAGAUCACCCUCCCGGCUUUUGACGACGACGACGACCUGUCUGCGACGUCGUCGCGGCCACCAUCCAGCACGACCAUGCAUUCGACUGCUUCGUCCAGUCGUCCCACUUCCCUCAUCGUGUCGGGAUCGACAUCGUUCAACGGAUCCACAUCCCCUCUUCCCUGGUCGACCUUUGAAGAGACAGACCGCUGGAGCUUCAACUCGGCCAGCUUCAGCUCGGCCCGCUUUGACGCUGCCCCGAAAGAGGAGGCGCUCCCCCCUAGCAUUGGAGGUGUCGGCUUUGACCUGAACGCUGCAAACAAGACGUCGUCUGUGCUCAUCAGCAGCGGCCUGGGGGUGUUGGCAGAGGAGGACGAGACCGAGUCGGACGACGUUGCGGACGGCGAGACGGACACCAACGACUCUGCGAUGGCUGACGCACCGUCGCCGACCGACGACACCACGUCGGCGGCGGGACCCACGCCGUCUCGACUGCGAGAGCUCCACCUGGUGUCUUCCGUGUCCUCGGCUGGCGCCAGCCGCCGAGGCUCCAACCCCGAGGUCUUGCAGGCUUUUUCGAGGGCGACCGCGCAGUCCCGCGAGACGCCUACAAAGGGCUACAACAGUGCUACAGCACGUGGGCGUCCCCGUCCACUCGGUCUCGACGAAGCCACGUCGUUUCUGGCCAACUCUUCCCCUAGUCCGGUAAAGGGCGCGCGGCCCGUUAGCUUUCACGGCUCGUUUGGUAUCCCGCGUCGCGCAGGCUCGCGCAGCAGUUCGAUCUCAUACAAGAAGACGGACAACAGCAGCAACAGCGGCUCGUCGCGCGACUUUGGUUCAAAGGGGCCUGCCUCGCCCAUUAGUUCACCGACAUACAACACCUCGCCACUGGCAGAGUUCCAGAGCCUGCCACGCGCGGCCCCUCCUCGCGCAUGUCCGCGCCCCCGGAGCAUGGUCCUUGGCAUGGGCGGUACGUCUGGACGUAUCCUCGCCGAGGUCGACGAGACCGAGGAGGAGACCGAGUCGCACGGCCGUGUCAGCACCGAGGCCUCGCGCGACAGCAUGGACGGCCCCAUGUGGACCACCAACCUCCGCGACAGCCGCGACCGCAUCGACGCCGAGAUGGAGCGCGAUGCCUUGAGGGAAGACGUCGAGUUGUGGCGUAAGCGCUGCCGUGGACUCGAGGACAAGCUUGAAGCCGAGCGCCGGGAGGCAUCGCUUCUUCGGGAACGCGUCCGCAAGCUUGGCGACCGCCUCCUCAACGUCUCGUCAUCCCAUGCCCCGGCCCCCUCAGAGGAGCGUGCCAUUGCCCAGGCGCACCUCAUUGGUGAGAUGCGCGAGCAGCUGUUCAGCAUGGCCUCGGCCCUUGAGCGUGUUCGCCGGGAAAAGGACGAUGCUCUCGCUCGCGCGACCGAGCUUCAAGCCACGGUCGACGCCGUGCGUACGCCGCAAGUGUCCCCACACUCGCUGCCCACGACUCCCAAGUCGCGUCCUCGCCCCGCUUCGCUUGCCGCCGCAGUGGCGAUGACGCCUCCAGAGGCAAAGUACGCCGACGCAGAGGCCAAGUAUGCGGAUGCCGACUUUGCCGACGCCGACGAUGAAGGACCAGCUGCCCCCCAGGAGCUCCUUCGUCACCCCAACGACGAAGACCCAAACCUCCACCGCAUCCUCGGAUGGGGGUUCCCCAACGGUCCUGUGGACAAGGGUAGCCGCGAGAGCAAGCGCGAGUCGUUCUUUGGCCUGUCGCGUCCCCGCCCCGUCCAUGCCCCCAAGCACAGUGACGCUGGUCUCGGUCUCGCCUGGGCCAACUCGGCGCGGACCCCCGUCGACGGCGAGUUUGACCUUCCCCCCAUCGUCGUCGACGCGUCCAACCGCGACGUGAUCAUCCCCGUGUCGCCCUCGCGCGCGCCACAGCGCGCGACCGGCCGCGUUGUCUCGGAACCCACGCGUGCCGCCGAGCAGGCCGCGGACAACUCCACCCCGGAACGCCAGGCCGCUACCGCAGGUGCUGCCGCAAGCGCAGGCGCAGGCUUUGGCCUGUCCUUCCUCUCGGGCUACCUCUCCAUCCCGCGGUCCACCCCUCCCGUCCCGCGCAUCGCCAUUACGCCCUCGAGCGUGUCGCCCAAGAAGACGCUCCUCCACCUCGAGCGCGACGUGUUCAACGCGCGCAUCCAGCCCGUCAUCCCCGGCAGCCAGCUCGACUUCCGCCACUGCUGCAAGCGGUGUACCGGUGAGAUCAUCGAGUUGUAG